GGAGUUGCUAGCGCUGCAGUUGCGGGGAAGGAGCUCAGCGGGCGGAUCGCUGCGGGAAGUUGGUCCAGUAAAAGAUAUUCCUUGACCCACCUGGUCUUUCAGGAUCAUCCAGGUCAUCUUCGGGAAACAUAAGGCGGUGAUUAAAAGGCUACUGCUGGCUUAAUAACAUGCUGUAAUCAAACGAAUGUGAAGACUCAAGCAGAAUGGAUCCGUCAGUGGUGGCAAGAUCCAUGGUAGCCUUCGUGGAGGGGAUGACAUGCAAUUCUUGUGUUCAGACCAUUGAACAACACAUUGGGAAACUGAAUGGAAUUCACAAUAUCAAAGUAUCUCUAGAAGGAAAGAAUGCAACCAUUAUCUAUGACCCCAGACUCCAGUCUCCAGACUCCCUUCAGGAAGUGAUAGUUGAUAUGGGAUUUGAUGCUACCCUGGCUGAUUCAGACCCACAACCUGUUUUACUUGACACUACUUUUCUAACCAUUCCUACUCAGUCACAUGUAACAUGUGAACAGAUCUGUAACACCCUACUAAAGAACAAAGGUAUCUUGAAUGUUAAAAUUUCCUCUGACCAAAAAACUGCAGUUGUGACAUUCAUUUCUUCCAUUAUAAAUGGCAACCAGAUUAUUCAAAUGGUGCCAGGCAUAGAUUUAAAUACUGCAGCACCAGAGAAGACAUCAGGGACUGGUGAAGAUUACAAUUGGUCCCAAGCAUGUGAUGUUGUGCUAAGGAUGAAGGUAGAGGGGAUGACCUGCCAUUCUUGCACCAGCACCAUAGAAGGAAAAAUUGGCAAAUUGCAAGGGGUACAGCGGAUUAAAGUCUCCCUAGACAAUCAGGAAGCUGUUAUUGUGUAUCAGCCUCAUCUAAUUACAGCAGAGGAAAUAAAAAACCAAAUUGAAGCUGCAGGUUUCACAGCAUUUAUCAAAAAACAGCCCAAACCCAUCAAGCUGGGUGUUAUUGAUGUGGAGCGUUUAAAGAAUACCCAAACCAAAUCUUCAGAGGGAACCCUUCAAAAUAGUCCAAAGCAUAUUAAUGACUUAAAGGCCAUUGUUUUCAGAGUCGAUGGCAUGCACUGCAAUUCGUGUGUCUUGAAUAUCCAGAGCAGCAUAUCAGCACUCCCAUCUGUAGCAAGCAUAGUAGUUUCUUUAGAGAAGAAAACAGCUACUGUAAAGUACGACCCAGACUUCAUCAGCAUAGAUGAACUGAGAAGAGCCAUAGAGGCAGUAUCACCAGGGACGUUUAAAGUCAGUCUUCCUGAUGAAUAUGAAAACGUCGAGCUUUUCAGCGCACAGAUAUCUCCAGUGAAAUCUUCUCAGACAGCUUUAAACAGCACCAACCAGUCCGUUACUCAAGUUACUGUGGUAAAUAUUGAGGGAAUGACUUGUAAUUCUUGUGUGCAAUCUAUUGAGGGAGUCAUUUCCCGAAAGCCAGGUGUAAAAUCAGUAUGUGUGUCUCUUGUGAAUCAUAAUGGGACUAUAAAAUAUGAUCCUCUCCUAACUUGUCCAGAAGACUUAAAAUCUGCAAUAGAGGACAUGGGAUUUGAUGCUUCCUUAUCAGCAAACACAGAACCAUUGGUAUUAAUAACUCAGCCUUCACUGGAAGUGUCGUUAGAUUCUCAAGAUAAUAUGCUUUACCAAACAGCACUGCACUCCAAAGUGUCACCAGUCCAUGAUGAUAAACAGGAGGCAAAGACUCCAUCGAAGUGUUACAUCCAGGUCACUGGCAUGACCUGUGCUUCCUGCGUGGCAAAUAUUGAGAGAAAUUUGAGAAGAGAAGAUGGAAUAUGUUCUGUGCUUGUUGCUCUAAUGGCAGGGAAGGCAGAAGUGAGGUAUGACCCUGCUAUCAUACAGCCGUCAGUCAUAGCAGAUCUAAUCCGUGAAUUGGGAUUUGGAGCUACUGUUAUGGAAAACUAUGAUGGGGAUGGAAUUCUAGAACUUGUUGUGAGAGGAAUGACAUGUGCCUCAUGUGUACAUAAAAUAGAAUCCACCCUUAUGAAGACUAAAGGUGUAUUAUACAGCUCAGUGGCUCUUGCAACCAACAAAGCACAUAUUAAAUAUGAUCCUGAGAUUGUUGGUCCUCGAGAUAUUAUACAAACAGUAGAGGAUUUAGGUUUUGAGACUUCUUUAGUCAAGAAGGACAGAUCUGCUAGCCAUCUAGACCACAAACAGGAAAUAAGGCAAUGGAAAAGAUCUUUUCUUGUGAGUCUCAUUUUCUGCAUUCCUGUAAUGGCGCUGAUGAUUUACAUGAUGGUUAUGGAUAGUCACCUCGCAGAUGUUCACCGGCAUCGCAACAUGAGCAAGGAGGAAAUGGAGGCCUAUCAUUCUUCUAUGUUCUUAGAGCGUCAGGUCCUGCCAGGAUUGUCUGUAAUGAAUUUGCUGUCUUUUUUAUUGUGUGUCCCUGUUCAGUUAUUUGGGGGCUGGUACUUCUACAUUCAAGCAUACAAAGCACUGAAGCAUAAAACUGCUAACAUGGAUGUGCUGAUUGUUUUGGCAACCACCAUUGCAUUUGUCUACUCCUUCGUUAUUCUUCUAGUUGCAAUGGCUGAAAAAGCAAAAGUGAAUCCUGUGACGUUCUUUGACACACCUCCUAUGCUAUUUGUGUUCAUUGCACUGGGUCGGUGGUUAGAGCAUAUGGCAAAGGGUAAAACAUCAGAAGCCCUUUCAAGACUAAUUUCACUACAAGCUACAGAAGCAACUCUCGUUAACCUAGGACCAGACAACAUUCUUUUGAGUGAAGAGCAGGUUGAUGUUGAACUGGUUCAACGGGGUGAUGUUGUCAAAGUAGUCCCAGGAGGCAAAUUCCCAGUUGAUGGCCGUGUUAUUGAAGGACAGUCUAUGGUAGAUGAGUCCCUCAUUACAGGUGAAGCAAUGCCUGUGGCUAAAAAACCUGGCAGUACAGUUAUUGCAGGUUCUAUUAAUCAGAAUGGGUCACUGCUGAUCUCUGCAACUCACGUCGGAGCUGAUACAACUCUCUCUCAGAUUGUCAAACUUGUGGAGGAGGCACAAACCUCAAAGGCUCCAAUCCAGCAAUUUGCAGACAAACUUAGUGGCUAUUUUGUUCCUUUUAUUGUGGCUGUCUCUGUGGUUACUCUUUUUGCUUGGAUUGUAAUUGGAUUUGUCAAUUUUGAAAUUGUGGAAACAUAUUUUCAUGGUUACAAUAAGAGCAUUUCCAAAACCGAAGUAAUAAUCCGCUUUGCUUUCCAAGCCGCCAUCACAGUUUUGUGCAUUGCCUGUCCUUGUUCAUUGGGAUUAGCAACCCCAACAGCUGUGAUGGUGGGUACUGGGGUAGGAGCUCAGAAUGGCAUAUUGAUCAAAGGUGGAGAACCACUAGAGAUGGCUCAUAAGGUAAAGGUGGUGGUAUUUGAUAAAACAGGAACCAUUACCCAUGGAACUCCAGAAGUGAUGCAGGUGAAGAUUCUAGUGGAGGAUAACCAGAUGCCACGUAAUAAGAUUUUGGCAAUAGUGGGGACUGCUGAGAGUAACAGUGAACACCCUCUGGGGACAGCAAUAACAAAAUACUGCAAGAAGGAACUGGACUCAGAAACUCUUGGAACCUGUACAGAUUUUCAGGUAGUAGCAGGCUGUGGCAUUAGCUGUAAAGUCACCAAUAUUGAAGCAUUGCUGUACAGGAGGAAUGAGAAGGUUGAAGAAAAUAAUAUUAAGAAUAUGACACUCAUAAAAGUUGAUGAGAACUUUGAGGACUCAAUGCAACCUGCCUUGAUUAUUGAUGCCCAGUUGCCAACUACCUUGAAUCAUCAAAAGUAUUCUGUUCUCAUUGGAAACCGGGAAUGGAUGAAUAGAAAUGGCCUUCUUCUUAAAAGCAAUAUUGAUAAUGCCAUGAUUGAACACGAACGUAGAGGUUGCACUGCAGUCCUUGUAGCUGUUGAUGGAGUGCUGUGUGGCUUGAUAGCUAUUGCUGAUACAGUGAAACCUGAAGCUGAAUUGGCAGUCCACAUUUUGAAGACUAUGGGUUUAGAAGUUGUUCUAAUGACUGGAGACAACAGUAAAACAGCGAGAUAUAUUGCCUCUGAGGUUGGCAUCUCCAAAGUGUUUGCUGAGGUUCUUCCCUCACACAAGGUAGCCAAAGUGAAACAGUUACAAGAAGAGGGCAAGCGGGUAGCAAUGGUGGGAGAUGGUAUCAAUGAUUCCCCCGCUCUUGCCAUGGCUAAUGUGGGAAUUGCAAUUGGUACAGGCACUGAUGUAGCCAUUGAGGCAGCAGAUGUGGUUUUAAUUAGGAACGAUUUGUUAGAUGUGGUGGCAAGUAUAGAUUUAUCAAGGAAAACCGUCAGAACAAUCCGGUUCAACUUUGUCUUUGCUCUGAUUUAUAAUCUCGUGGGAAUUCCUGUUGCUGCUGGUGUCUUUCUGCCAGUUGGUAUCGUUUUGCAGCCGUGGAUGGGCUCUGCUGCAAUGGCUGCCUCUUCUGUUUCCGUUGUGUGUUCUUCUCUGUUGCUAAAGUUCUACAAGAAACCAAGUUAUGAGAAAUAUGAGCUCCAUGCCCGUGGCUAUAUGAGACAGAAGAGCCGUUCGGAAAUCUGUGUCCAUGUUGGAAUUGAUGAUACUGGGACAGCUUCUCCCAAACUUAGCCUAAUGGAUCAAAUCAUCAGCUAUAGUAGAGCCUCGCUAAAUUCCCUGUUCUCAGAUAAACGCUCCCUCAACAGCAUAGUUCUCAGUGAACCAGAUAAGCACUCACUUCUAGUGGGAGAUUUCAGAGAGGAAGAAGACACAGCAUUAUAAAAAGCUCUUAAAAAGAUACAGUUGGCUAGAAUUCUGUAUGCACUGAUAAGUUCUGGAGGUCUGACUUGUUUUAAGGAUUUUCCUCUCAUCUUCUCUAGGUUUUAAUUGCCUAAUUGUACAGGAAAGAAAAUAUUUUUUCAUGUUUUAAACACUGAAGCUGGUCCAUUUAUUUGCGGUGACCUUCCAGGAUAUUUUACCAGACAUGGCAAAGAAAGAAAGGGCAGUGGCGGCUGGAGCCUGCAAGUGAAGCUGGAUAAUGUCACUAAGAAGCUAUUAAUGUCACACUAUUUUUCUAGAAAAUUCUGAAAUAGAAUUAAGAAAACACGCAGGGGAACCAGAAAUGGAAUACCGGUAGAGGACUGACCAGCAGGCAACUGGGGACAGUUUCUUGAUGUGUAGCGUGGUUAAUAUGUUUGCUGUUUCAAAGAUGUUGAUGACCACAGCUGUAAACACUGAAAGUGCUCUUCAUUUGCAAAUGGAUGUGCCUUAUUGCAUAACUUUUGGGAUUACUCUCAUUUAUAACCUAUAUGUCCUGCAAAAUCUUAGAUAAUUUUUGGGUUUUUUUUUACCCAAAUCCCUUACCAUCUCUUCUCCCUUGAUCCGGAUCGUGGUCAUAUGUAGAGAGAGAGAUCUGAGGGAGCUUGGAUUUAUUUCCCCACCAUCUUCUCCCUGAUUAACUUCUUUCCUUUCUCUGUACAUCUGUGUCCCAAUACACUCCUGCGACUGAGAUUGUGUGCUAGAAAGCACAUUAAGUACACACACAGUGGGUUGAUGUCUUGCCUCUCCUAGCCUCUGCUAGCUCAGAAAACACGCCACCUGAGAUUUCUCUCAUGCUCAUCUGAGGAAGUAAUAGGGUGGUGCUACUACCUGAAUUAUUGUGUUUUUUAAAAAGUCUGUUAACCAGUAAUAACUACACUGAAUGCUAUCAGCACCUGCCAGUUCCCUUUAAAUGAACUGCAGUGAUUCAUACUGAUGUUACAAGGUUCACCAUUGUAAUCUUUACAAUUACACCUUCACACUUAGGUAAUGUUACCACACAGCGUUUGCUCCAUUUACUACCUACUGAGCUAAUGUCAAUUGCUUGUAAAGAUGUUAAUAGUGUACCAGAGAUGACCCUGAACCAAAACCCUGGUUCCCAACCACCUCAAUUUGGAAAUAUCCAGAUCCAGACUUUGUGAAUUGGGUCCACCUUCACUUGUUACAAUACUGAAUUCUCAAAAUCAGAUUUUUGAUUGCUAAUCAUAAAAAAAAAGAAAUUUCUCACUGAAAAAGCAACUAGGUGUUUAUCACCUAUUUACCUCCCUGGAAUAUUGGCUAAUCUGCAAAUCUUAUUCUUGAAAUCCUUUUGCUGAGAGAGCUAUUUAGCAGUUUACUAGGUAAAUAAUUAUGAGGAACUAUACCAUGAAGUCUAAUCCAUGAUGUGGGCAUUUAAUUCUCAUUUGUGUUUUUCAGAGAGGUCAGCGCAUCUAUCAGAGAAUAGACACAGAGAACAGUAAAUGUUAGUGUUCUAGUUUUUAAGCUGAUAAUCACAGAUAAUGCACACAUAAUGUAUGUAAAAUAUCAAAAGCAAAUGUUUGAUAUAUUGUAUAAUUUUCACUUCAUAAGGGAAAAUAUCAAAAUCUGAAAACAGGAAGUUUUGUGCAGCAGAAUAUGUUGUCCUUAAAGUGUGAUCAGAGAGUAUUUUACACAUAUCAUAAUGCUCAGUGCAGUAUAUAACUUUUUGUUGUUUCCACAUUAAAGAGAAAAUUAGGAGUAGGAAAACACCAAAUUUUCAUUCAGGAAUUUGUUUUCAUGAGAUCACAAACUGAUAAGAUUUUAAGAAAUAUUUCAAUCUAGAUUAUAGCUAUAUUUGUCCUUUCUAGUGUCAAGAAACUUUAAUUUAUGUUAUGGUAAAGACAUUCUAUUAGGUGGUGUUCUCAAUCUUGAGCAGCACAGCUAUUUCUGAUUAGUGGAUGAAUUGUUAUGUAGAAACCUAUAUAUUACUGCCAUGCAGCAUUUAUUGCUUUAAGAUCACAUAAAUUGCUUCCAUGGUUGCAGUUUUGUUUUUCAUCUACCCUCAUUUUCAGAGGCUCUUUCUGGCAAGACUCAGCAGGUCCAGUGGGGAGUAUUCUGCAUGAUUUGUUUUCUCACGGAAGAACUUUCACAUGACAGAAGCCUGUUUCUUUAUACAAGAGAACUUGGGUUUGAAUUAUGCUAGUAAUUGGUCAUCUUCUGUUUGAUCCUGCAACAAAUAUGAUUGGGCCCUGACCAACUCAAAAAUGAGAAUUUUGUCACUGACAUGUGGGAGCAGGAACAGGUUGAUAAUCCUAUGCUUAUGACAUCUGUUGCAUGGAAAAAACUAUCAAAAUUAAGACUUUUACUUCAAGAAUCAAGAAUGGUCACUUGGGACAAAUCCUGGUUUUAAACUCUUGGUUGGUAGUUAGCAAACAGAUGGCAAUGAGACCAAUUUAUUACUCAGUUUUUAAGAUGAAUAGAUAUGGUUAAAUCUGCAAGUUUUCCUUGUAUGAAAGGCCCCCUUUAAUGCUUUCUAUAUCAAUAAAACCAGUAUUUGAUCCCAUUACUGCACAUGCACUGUGGUAUCCAAUACUAAGAAGCCUCUUAUUUUAAUCAGGUGACUGGAAAUUUGUUUUGCACUUGAAUGCAUUGACAUACUCAGUAUUGUACAUCUGGUCCAGAAAAUCUGAGUCAGUCUUUUUGAAAACAGGUUUUUUUCCUGGUAAACAUCUGUGUGGGAACUUGCUGAAAUUUUACAAUGUUUAUGUUGAUGCCUUGUAAAUAAAAUAUUUCAUGCUGUGCUUGAAGUUGAAAAACCAAAAUGUUUUCCAGUUUGAAUGUACAGUGCAGGUGAAAUAGCAUAAAAGGUAAAAUGUUUGCGCACACGUAAAUUGUGCAAUUUUUUUCUGUAAAUAUACUUUACUCCUGUCUAUGGACAUCUUGAAAUCAUGUGAUUGUGUCAUCAAAACCAUUUUAAGAUAUUCAGUUACAAAUGAAACUAUGCAUCAAACUAGUUUAUUUAUUAUUAUUUCCUGUACUGUCAUUAGAUAUAUGUAAGACCUCUGGUUUACUUAAAAAAAGCCAAAACAAAGCCCUGAAAAUAAUCAGUCUGACAUUUUACACUGGAUUUACCAGUAAACUUUUACAAAUGACACAGGCAUGCCUCUUAUUGCAUGUAAUCAGUUUCAUACCAAAAGGAGCUGUAAGACCAACAAAGUCAGAACAGAAGCAGGGCAAUGUUUAAUUACAUGAGCCACUAAGAAUAUUUUGUUUUCUGGCCAAGAAACCCAGAAGUUCCCACCAAAUAUUUGUAAUGUUAGAGAAAUCUUUUUUAUUAAGUUUGGUAUCAGAAAAGGAAUGGUGAACAAUUCUGUGAAAUACUAAUUUUAAUACUGUUAUGUCUCUUUAAAUUUACACCUAUAUGUGUGUAAUAUUACAUGUAUAAUUCUGUCAAGACUGUGCCUUCAACUUUAUAAUUAUAAUGUCAAAAUGUAAUGUUCAAUGCCUGGUUUUUAAAGUACUUUCUAGAAUUCCAUUUCUAAUACUUCUAUUGUGAAGUUGGAAAAAUAUCAUUGCCAGCUGCACUUGACUGCUUGCUAAUCCCUGUAUUGUUGUGCUUCACUAUAAAGCUUAAAACAUGUGGCCUUUAGAAAGGAUUCUUCAUUCACCUAAGUGUAGGGUUGCUUUGCAGCAUAUUUAGAUAUUCCACAUGUAGUGAGUGGGCAUUAUGGAACCAUCUGUUUGGCACCACAUGCUGUUUCAACCUUGCUCCCCUUUUCCAAUUUCAUAGGUGACUCUCUUAUUUGGGAAUGAGAUUUACUGUGAAUUGGGAUUUUUUUAUUUUUGUGAGCUCUGCCAUUGGUCUGCCACACUAUUUGAUCUUUGGCAAGUAAUUUCAACUUUCUGCCUCGGUCCAGCUAUAAAAUGGGCUGGGAUGCUGUGGGCAUGGUCAAUUAAUAUAGGUUAUGCACACUUUGAGAUUCUUGGGUAAAAGGUAUCAGAUGGUAUUAUUGCAGACGGGAACCUUUCAUUUAUGUAGUCACCCCAUAUCCAAAAUAAACUGCUAACUAGCAUAAAAUUGAACUUGAAGCAUCCUAAACAGAGAAGAAAUCUAACCUGAGGGCCCCUCUGUGAGGUCAUGGCACUUUGAUCUGACCAAGGUUUAAGUCUAAGUCCUAGAUCUCUGCAGGUACUGUGCAUGGCCAGAACGAUCUCUGCAGUAAUUCAGAGAGCUCAGAAUGAAAGAUGCAAGGACACAAAAAUGACAGGCAAUGUGGUGGAGGGUUGCCAUUGAGUUCACUGGCUAAUCUGCCUUCCACAGUAUAAUCUCCCAAACACAACGUUUAAAAUAAAAACAAUAAUAGAACUGCCUCUAACAUUUUGCUACCUGCAAAAUACACCUCGUCACCUGGGGCUUCUUUCUGUUCCCCUUCCUGUGAUUGCUUUUCCGGCAUUAUGCACACUUUGUCCCUGCCUCUAUGAAUGUAUAAGUAAAGGCAUUGUUGGCUAGGAAAUAUUUCUGUCUUUUCUGAAAAAGUCACAGUUGCUUGAUAAGGCCUCUCGGUCACCCUCAGGCUCUGAUCCUGCAAAGAUCUACAUAGGUAGAUCUUUGUGCUUAACUUCUGCAUGGUAAGGUGUCCCACUGAUUUUAUUGGGACUGCUUACAGUGUGGAAAAUUAAGCGCAUAUGCAAGGCUUUGUCUACCCUGCACUUUUGUCGAUAAAACUUGUCAAAAAGUUUUAUCCACAAAAAGUGCCAGUGUGGACAGUGCUUUGUCAACAGGAGAGCUACUGCCCCUCGUUGAAGGUGGUUUUAUUUUGUCAGCAGGCAAGCUUUCUCAUGCUGACAAAGAAUGACUACAGGGGCAUGGCAGUAAGGUGUGUGGUGUAGACAUAGCCUAAAUCUUUGCAGGCUUGAGUCCUUAGCUUUCCUUUAAAAAAACAUUAGUAUGGGAAUCCUGCCAACAGGUCUGCAGGUGCAGGUCCCCAUGGAAAUUAAUGGGGUGCCACGCACGUAGGUCUGUGCAUUUUAGUGUGGGGAUGAGACCUACAUUUCUAGUCAUUGUGGUGGUGAAUUUAUGGGCUUGUCUACACACAAACUGAAACCAAACUAGCAACAUUGGUUUUAAUUCACACCUUUAGCUAUUUUGGUGCAAGUCUGUGUGUGGACACACUUAUUUCAGAUCGUCCUAUUUUGUUGAGGUCUUAUUUUUUUACCAGUUUAAAUUAACAUAGAACAUUCUUAUUUCAAAAGAAGUGUCCACAUCUCUUUGCACCAAAUUAUCUAAAGGUGGGGACUAAAACCAAUUUCUACUUCGUUUUCUGUGUGUCUACGUACAAAUCCUAAUCUUUCAAACAUGAACUAAGGAGUAACCCCUGGAGGCCUAGUGGUUUGGGAGUAACCUAGGAAGAUGAAUUUGGUCAAAGAGGUGUGUUCAUCUCUUCAUCUUCAUUUGAAACACUGAAAGACAGAAUAGGUAAGAUUACAUAGCAGUAGGAUCUAAAGAGAAGAGGCCAGCCUCACUGUGACCACUGUGGAUUGCCGUUUAUAGAAGCGGGGCAAGAGAAAAAGCAAGAACUCUUUGCCUUUAACAAAAAAAUUGUGAAAAAUCAGAAAAUAAAUCCUGUUCUUCCCGUAACAAAACCAAAAAUUCUAAAAAAAAUUCAAAUAAAAAAAGUUGUCAAACUUAAUUGCAAAUAAGCCAUUUUUUACCAUAAAAACAAAGAAAUUCUAGAAAUGUAAGAUUGGAAGGGACCUCAAGAGGUCAUCUAGUCCAGCCCCGUGCACUGAGGCAGGACCAAGUAAACCUAGAUCAUCCCUGACAGUGUUUGUCCAACCUGUUCUUAAAAAUCUCCAGUGAUGGGGAUUCCACAACCUUCCUUGGAAGCCAUAUAGUUCUUUCAUAUGGCUUCGGUAGGUAGCAACAGCUACAAAUGUAUAUCUAAGUUUGAUAGCCAGCACAUUGCUGCAGCAGUGAGCUGGUGAAUGUCUUCAGGCCCCCGGCAAAAGAACGAAGGGGACAUUCAGAUACGAUGUGCUCUGUUGUUUGUGCCUGGUGACCACAGUUGCAUACAGGUGUUUGCCUCAUUUUCCAUUUAAAGAGGGUUUGUCCACAUCUCCCAUGAGAUGUCCUGAUGCGAUUCAAUCUGCACCAGUCUUUCCAGCAUAAAUUAAAACCUGGUGGUUCUUCAACAGGAUCAAUGACAAUUUGUUUUGAGCGGUUGAAGUGCUCCAUGUGACUCUUCAUUGAGCCUCAACACCAAAGUUGGGUGUAAGGAUCUCGAUAUGGUGCCAUGGGUUGCAGGUCUUUAUUCUCAUCUUUGGCGGGUUCUGCAGGUCAUGGUGCAGUGGGAUCCUCAUAUUUGCAUUGACAUGAAUAAGAAAGUGAGAUGUCUGAGAAGCUCUUCUAAUCUGUGGAAGCUGGAUGCAUGAUGGGACAGGGAGCCAGUCAACUGGAGUAGAUUUGAGUAUCCCUGACACUGUGCGCAUAUCAUUAUUGAGUUGAGUGUCAAGGAGUUUAGUGUGACUUCUAUGAAAUCACACUGGUGCACAAUAUUCAGCUGCAGAAUAUACUAAGGCAAUUGUUGCAGUUCGUAAGGUCCAUGGACUGGAGCUCCAUGAUGUUCCGGCCAAUUUUCUGAUAUGCGUGACACGAGAUCUGACCUUAUUGUGAGUGGUCUCGAGGUGUUGUCGAAAGGUCAAACUCCAAUAUAAUGCCAAGAUACUUUGGAUUAGCUUCUUGGCUGAUGCUCUCAUCGCAGAACUGCAGAUCGUUUAGUAUUAGCCAUUUUAUAGUUCAGAUGGAAAGCAAUUAUCAUAGGGUUUUUUUGUUUUGGAUUAGGCCUAAGUUUCCAGCAUUGGAAAUAAUCAGCCAUAGUGCUAAGAUCUCGGGGUUAGGGUGCAGCUGAUGGUAUGGAGGCUUGUCUGCCGAACUGCUAUGGCAAUGUCAUCCGCAUACAUGAAUUUCCUUGACUCCGUCUCUGGUAUAUAGCCCUAUAGUCAGGUUAGAUAAUGGGAAAAAUGUUCUAAAUCUCCCUUGUUGCAGAUUAAGCCCAUUCUUGUCCUACCUCCAGUGGAGAUGGAGAACAAUUGAUCACAGUCCUCUUUGUAACAGCCCUUAACAUAUUUGAAGACUGCUAUCAGGUCCCGGGGGACUAUCAUUUUUUCUGAAGGCUAAACAUGCCCCGUUUUUUUAAUCUUUCCUCUUAGAUCAGGUUUUCUAAACCUUUUAUCAUUUUUGUUGCACUCCUCCGGACUCUCUCCAAUUUGUUCACAUCUUUCGUGAAUUGUGGCACUCACAAUUUGGACACUACGGCAGAUAGCGUCUCACCAGAGCCAAGUAAAGUGGGACAGUUAUUUCCCUUGUCUUACAUAUGACACUCCUGUUAAUACACCCCAGAAUUAUAUUAACCUUUUUCUGCAACUGCAUUACAUUGUUGACUUUUAUUCAAUCUGUGAUCCUGUAGCGGGGCAGCUACCCUGCUCCUGAGAGGAAAGGCUCGGCUGAUUGGGGAAGCAGCCACAGCUGUGGCCACACCCAAUCAGGCCACAGCUGGCCCUAUAAAAGGGCUGUGGGCCAGAAGCUAAGUCAGUCUCUCUCUAGCGGUGCAGAGAGAAGGACCUAGCUGUCUGGGAGCAAGGUACCAGAGGUAUAGAAGUGGUGGGGAAAGGUGAGCUGAGGGGCUGCAGGGAAGGGCAGCAGGUCCAAACCCACCCUUGCCAGUGAUGAGUGGUUUACAGACUGUAGUUUGCCCCUAGAUAACAACUGGCAGUAGCCACUGAGGCAAGAUGGGGAUAGAGGGUUGAGGUUCCCCUGGGAGGGGAGAUCCAGACUGUGGGUUACUGCUGGGGGCAGAACCCAGAUGAAAAGGUGCACCGGGAUCUGGGAGAGACAUGAGGGCCCUAAGGCGGGAGAGACAUGGGGGCCCUAAGUCAGGUGAGACACAAGACAAUAGGAGAAGCUCAUCUCAAUUGAUUAGACUCUGCCUGUUGGUAUGCAUACUUCCACCUUUUCAUGUUCUCUGUAUGUAUAAAU
Molecule: messenger RNA, 12756 nt
Organism: Mauremys mutica (yellowpond turtle)
Lineage: Eukaryota; Metazoa; Chordata; Testudines; Geoemydidae
Gene: ATP7A
Product: ATPase copper transporting alpha
Exons: 24
Coding region: 204-4727 (1507 amino acids)
Biological process (GO): monoatomic cation transport
Cellular component (GO): membrane
Molecular function (GO): copper ion binding; ATPase-coupled monoatomic cation transmembrane transporter activity; ATP hydrolysis activity
Source: RefSeq, a predicted model, not a curated record